ACUAGAGGGGCGUGGUUGUAUACGGUGGCCGGCAGGACAUCGGAGGCGGCCGUCUCGGCAGCGGGAUGGAGUCGGUGGUGUUCAUUUUUUCGCUCAUUGAUUGCUGUGCUCUGAUUUUCCUUUCCGUUUAUUUUAUAAUUAUACUAUCAGAUUUGGAAUGUGACUACAUUAAUGCUAGAUCUUGCUGCUCAAAACUAAAUAAAUGGGUGAUCCCUGAAUUGGUUGGCCACACCAUGGUCACUGUAUUAAUGCUUAUUUCACUGCACUGGUUCAUCUUCCUUCUCAAUUUACCUGUAGCAACCUGGAAUAUAUAUAGGUAUAUUAUGGUUCCCAGUGGAAACAUGGGAGUAUUUGACCCAACAGAGAUCCAUAAUCGAGGACAGUUAAAAUCACAUAUGAAGGAGGCCAUGAUUAAGCUUGGGUUUCACCUUCUUUGUUUCUUCAUGUACCUUUACAGGUUUACACUGUCACAUCUUGUGACUCUCUGGGAUGUCACACUGCAACUCAUCCAGGAAAGGGAUUCAAGACCUGGAUAUAUCUAAUGUUAAACAAUCCAGAAAGGCACCUCUGUUGCUUUCGGAAACACAUCCCCAAACUUAACGGCUGACACUUAAUCCACAUGCAGCAACAGCAAAGGUUGUCACCACUUAAUUGAACUUGUGAUUCCCAUG
Messenger RNA from Varanus komodoensis (Komodo dragon), 671 nucleotides. RefSeq names its product cornichon family AMPA receptor auxiliary protein 4 (gene CNIH4). NCBI's taxonomy places the organism in Eukaryota, Metazoa, Chordata, Lepidosauria, Squamata, Varanidae. The transcript is spliced from 5 exons. Bases 66 to 542 code for a protein of 158 amino acids. The record is from RefSeq and is a predicted model, not a curated record. Gene Ontology annotation, biological process: endoplasmic reticulum to Golgi vesicle-mediated transport. Gene Ontology annotation, cellular component: endoplasmic reticulum membrane; COPII-coated ER to Golgi transport vesicle.